AUGACUGCAAGGAUGAAGAAACCGCCACGCGUGCACUUAGGACAGGCUCCAAGGCCUCAGCAUUUUUCCGAGCCUUUACUCCCGCUAGACCAGGUAUUCAUUAAGAUCGACGACGGCCCAUUACAAGGAACAAUCGUGACCACGUCAGACGGUGUCAGUGUCCGUGCCUUUUUGGGGAUUCCUUUCGGAGAGUCAACGGAAGGUCGCAACAGGUUCCGGAAGCCUGUACCCAUCGGUGCGUGGAAUGACACGCUUAAGGCGACUCAAGCCAGGCCUCCCUGCGUUCAAGAGUCCUACGUGUCGCAAGCCAUGCGCAUAGACAACGCAAACACCACCGAGGACUGCUUGCACCUGAACAUCUGGGCACCGAUACAGCAACACCCGAGAGAGCCCAAGAAGACAGUCAUGGUCUACUUCUACGGGGGAUCAUUCACACACGGCGGCAACAGUUACUUCUUUUACGACGGCCGCUACAUAUCGAGCAUCGGAGACGUCGUAUUAGUCGUUCCGAACUACAGGCUCGGGGUUCUCGGGUUCCUCAACGCGGGCACGCCAGACGCACCAGGCAACGUGGCGCUGCACGACCAGAUCCUGGCGUUAUCGUGGGUCAAGGAGAACAUCGCUGCGUUCGGUGGGGACCCGAAUCGAGUUGUCCUUUUUGGCCAAAGUGCCGGAGCAAUCUCGGUGAGCUACCUGCAGAUAUCGCCCCUGACGCGCCACCUCUUCAGGCGAGCCAUCCUGCAGAGCUGCUCGGCUUUGGUGCCGCUUCCCGAGAAUAGCCGAGACGCAGCGCUCGCAAACCUGAAACACAUAGCGAGUGCCAUCAACUGUACGAGGGCGUUUCCAAACGGAAGCUUGUCGGCAGCAGACACACUCAGCUGCCUGAGAAACGUCAAUGCUAAGGUUCUGGUAGACAUCAAAGGUGCAUUUUUUAUCCGAGCUUCUACGAUGAGGUCCUUCCGCAAGCUCCAAUCGAGCUGCUCAAGUCGGUGGACUUCAGAGACCACGAAAUGUUCAUCGGAAACACCUUGCGCGAAGGAGACAUGUUUUUCGACGCGAUAUUUGGGCAGAAGCGCUCUUCCGCAACGCCCAGAGGGUCACGCCUGA
Molecule: messenger RNA, 1107 nt
Organism: Dermacentor silvarum
Lineage: Eukaryota; Metazoa; Arthropoda; Arachnida; Ixodida; Ixodidae
Product: acetylcholinesterase-1-like
Exons: 1
Coding region: 1-1107 (368 amino acids)
Biological process (GO): choline metabolic process; acetylcholine catabolic process
Cellular component (GO): plasma membrane
Molecular function (GO): acetylcholinesterase activity
Source: RefSeq, a predicted model, not a curated record